AUGUUAAACAUUCUACACCACAAUGCUUCUUCACCAUCAGCAGCAACAACCUCGUCCAUGAAUCAUCAGCAUGUGAGCUCUGCAUCGCUGCUGUCACCCACCACUGCUACUGCUUAUCAACAACCUGCCAAUUCGACCACAUCAUCUGUGGCAAUCGUAACAAUCAAUAACAAUGCUUCACCACGUGGUUCUCUACUUGUUGGUGGGAAUAGUGGUGUGAAUAGUGGUACUUGUCGAUCAUCAUUGAAUUGUGCUGAUAAAUUAAUGCAGAGAAGAUCAACGAGUGCAAAUUCCACUACAUCUGAUUCUGAUUUUGCCACCGUUUCAGAACUAUUGAAAACUUACAAUAACUUUGAAAGUUUUAUUCAACAAAAUGAUGGAAAGCAAAGAUUGAAAGAAUAUUUGGAAUCAGCUAGGAAUGAUGAGCAAUUGGUGUUUAUUGAAGCUUUGGAACCUUGGUUCUCGAAAAAUCCUAAAAUUCAACACAGAAUUAGUUCGUGUGAUGAAGAGCUUGAUGAGUCAGAUUCGAGUGAUUCGAACAGUGUUGGUUCACUGAAUUCUAAUCUGUCAAAUGUAAUGAUGACUUGUUUGGAAAAUGAUGAAAUAUUUGUAGAUAAAUUAAUGAAUAUCAAGGUUAUUGAUAAUGCCACUGAGAAAGUGUUUGGAAAUGUAGAUAUUCAACACUUGUCCUAUCUUGACAUUUCAUUGAUUGUAGUUGAAAAAUUCUUGAAUGAUGAUUCUCAAUUCGAAUUAAAUGUUAGCUCCAAAACUAAGGCAGCUGUUAAUAAGGCAGCAAAGGAGCAAGAUGAAUCAGAAGCAAAGAAAGUUUUAAAAACAUUGUACCAAUCUGUAUUAUCACAAAUGAAAGAAGAGGUGUUCAACCACUUACGAAAGACUGAAGAUUUUAAAAUUUGGGUUCUCUCCAAAGCAAUUGAAUUCUCUCAGAAGGAGGAACAGAAAUCUGUGGAAGAAUUCCUGAAAGAAAACCACAUGGAUGAAAAUUGGAGUUUAUUCAAAAAGAAGAAACUGCUGGUAAUGAAAGAUAUAAGAGACAUGACAGAAGAAGACUAUAAGAAAUUAGGUGUAAAGAAACUUGGUCAUGUGAAACGUUUGGUUAGAAAGACUGCUGAACAUUUUCAAAAAUAA
Molecule: messenger RNA, 1146 nt
Organism: Naegleria gruberi
Lineage: Eukaryota; Heterolobosea; Eutetramitea; Acrasida; Naegleriidae
Exons: 1
Coding region: 1-1146 (381 amino acids)
Molecular function (GO): protein binding
Source: RefSeq, a predicted model, not a curated record